Messenger RNA from Notechis scutatus (mainland tiger snake), 933 nucleotides. NCBI's taxonomy places the organism in Eukaryota, Metazoa, Chordata, Lepidosauria, Squamata, Elapidae. The record is from RefSeq and is a predicted model, not a curated record.
AUGUUACGCUUAUCCUUUGCAGAUGCAGACCACUGCACCAAAUGUCCAGAAGAUCAAUGUCAGAACAAGAACCGAGACCAAUGUAUCCCCAAAAUCAUCACCUUCUUGUCGUAUCAGGAGAAUUUGGGGGUCAUCCUUACCUCCUUUGCCCUCUUCCUAAUCUUAACCUGCAGUUUUGUUUUGGGAAUCUUCAGUAAAUACCGAGAAACUCCCAUCGUCAAGGCCAACAACCAGGAUCUCUCCUAUGUUCUCCUGGUCUCCCUGCUGCUUUCUUUCUGCACUUCCUUGCUUUUCAUUGGUCGGCCAAGGAGAGCCACUUGCCUUCUUCGACAAACAGUCUUCAGCAUCAUCUUCUCAGUUGCAGUCUCUUCUGUCUUGGCCAAAACAAUCAUGGUGGUGCUGGCCUUCCUGGCGACAAAGCCAGGGAACAGAGUGAGGAGAUGGUUGGGGAAAAGUUUGGCCAAUUCCAUCGUCCUUUCCUGUUCUAGCAUCCAGGUCAUCCUUUGUUCCAUCUGGUUAGCAGUCUUGCCCCCAUUCCCUGGUUCUGACAUGCAUUCACAGUCUGGGGAGAUCAUUCUGCAGUGCAAUGAAGGCUCCACUGCUAUGUUUUACAUUGCUCUCACCUACAUGGGCUUCCUGGCCACCAUCUGUUUCAUAGUGGCUUUCCUAGCCAGGAACCUCCCAGGGGCCUUCAAUGAAGCCAAGUUGAUCACUUUCAGCAUGCUGGUAUUCUGCAGCGUCUGGAUAUCCUUUGUACCCACCUACCUGAGCACCAAGGGAAAGUAUAUGGUGGUCGUGCAGGUCUUCUCCAUCUUGGCUUCCAGCGCUGGUCUGCUGGGAUGUAUCUUCAUCCCCAAGUGCUACAUUAUUUUACUAAGACCAGAUCUGAAUACAAAAGAGCAGCUAAUAUUGAAAAAUGAAAUGGGAAACUGA